This is a messenger RNA of Lucilia cuprina (Australian sheep blowfly), 582 nucleotides long. RefSeq lists its product as uncharacterized. Bases 60 to 386 code for a protein of 108 amino acids. The transcript has 2 exons. NCBI's taxonomy places the organism in Eukaryota, Metazoa, Arthropoda, Insecta, Diptera, Calliphoridae. The record is from RefSeq and is a predicted model, not a curated record.
UUUAAUAAGUAUCUAUUAGAAUAAGUGAAUGUACGGAAUAUUAUUGUAAUUUUCAAAAUAUGGCCAAUAAUUAUAUUAUAUUUACAAUAUUAAUAAUAUUCCUAAUAGUGCCGUUUCAAAUUAUAGACUGUUUAAAAACUAAACUGUCCAAACGUGGCAUUUUAGAAGUGCCAUUAAAUUGUGAACAUUUCGAUCACAAUGAUAGAUGUAUUCGCUUAAAAAAAUACUUAAGCACUUUUAAUCUUGAACAUCUGAAUAAAAAAAAAUUAAGACCAUAUCCAAAACACAAAUUGAUUAAACAUAUAAAAGAUGUAAUGAAUGACGCAAGCCACUCUUUAUGGUUAAAGGAAAAGUUUGAAAAUUCAUUGAAAAAUAUUUCUUUUUAAUAUUUCUUUUUUUCUAUAUUUUUACUUAUAAUAAUAUUAAAAAUGAAAUUAAUAAAACAAGAAAAUGAUUAAUAAGUAUAUUAAUUCCACAUUUAGCUUAAAACAACUUAACUAAACUUAAUCGAGAGUAAUAUUACAAAUUGUAGAUUUUUCUAAAAGCUUACAAAAUUUACUUCUUAAAAGAGUAUAAACAUUA